This is a messenger RNA of Spinacia oleracea (spinach), 1359 nucleotides long. RefSeq lists its product as uncharacterized. The transcript has a single exon. NCBI's taxonomy places the organism in Eukaryota, Viridiplantae, Streptophyta, Magnoliopsida, Caryophyllales, Amaranthaceae. The record is from RefSeq and is a predicted model, not a curated record. Bases 1 to 1359 code for a protein of 452 amino acids.
AUGGGAAGACCUCAGAAAACUCAGCCCAAAUCUUCUGGAAAGAAGUCGAAGAAACAGGAUGAAGCUGUCAUUCCUAAACCACACACUCGAGCAACUGUUAAGAACCACCAAGCUCCAUCAAUGGUGGAGGAUGAUGAAAAUUCUGGAAAAUCGAUUGUAGACCCAGAUGAUUUGAUUUUCGAGGAACACGAAAUUCUUACUCCAAAAUCAUCAUUGGUUGCUCUACAACAACGUUCACAGGUCCUAAAUGAUUUCAAUGAAUGGAUUAAUGGCCUUCAAUCGGGUAAUGAUGCUCGUACCCUUUUUCAUUCAAAUGUAAGAAUUGGCGCGAACACCCAUAUUUUGCCUGCGAAAUCAAUUGAUCAUAAUACUGCAACUAAUGUGCUGCCUGAUGUUGAGAUUACAACUGAUAAUGAAAAUCUAAUAACCCCUGCAAUUAUUGAACUAGAUGAUAUUGAGGAUGAAAUUAUUUUCUGGAAAUCAGCCAUUGUUUGUUAUGUGUUGGGAGCUAACCCUCCCCAACAUGUCAUGGAGGGGUAUGUGCAUCGAAUUUGGGAGAAACUGGGAGUAGACAAAGUAGCAAUGGUGGGGAAGGGAUUGUUCCUCAUUAGAUUUACCACUAUGGAGAAUUGCCAGAAGGUGAUCAAUGGAGGUACUCAGUUCUUUGAUUCCAAACCAGUGAUCAUCAAGCCAUGGUCUGAAGAGAUUAACUAUGCUAAAGACCCAAUCAAACAGGUUCCUGUGUGGAUUAAACUGCCUGGACUUGAGGUGAAAUAUUGGGGAGAGAAGAGCUUGUUUAAGAUUGCAGGACAAGUUGGACAAGCCAUUAGAGUUGAUCAAGCAACUAAGAAUAGGGAUAAACUCAUGUUUGCAAAGAUUCUAGUUGAGGUCACAAUUGGUCAACACUACCCUAAAUGCAUUCAGUUUGUGAAUGAGAAAGGGGCACUAAUGGAGCAAAGUGUGGAAUAUGACUGGCUCCCCAUUGAGUGCACCCAUUGCAGGGGGAUUGGGCAUGCUAGUCAUGCUUGUUCCAAGAACAACCCAAAACAGAACAAGGUUACCAAGGUGGUGAGCAAGCCUGUUAAAAAGGUGUGGCAACCCAAAGCUGUUCAAAGAACACAGGUGAUAGAAGAGCAAGUCAAUGAACAAGUUGUCACUACUCUUGAUGCUGAAGGGUUCAUGCAGGCAACUUCUUUCAGCAGGCAACAAUGUCAACAACUGAAACCAGUGAACACAAGGAAUAGAUUUCAGACACUGGGGUUCCCUGAUGAUAAUGAUGGUGAACAUAACUCUGAUGCUGAGGUGUUUGGGGAUGGUCUGUUAGAUCAGGGGUUGACUGCCCCUGGGUCUAAUGGAUAA